Zasmidium cellare ATCC 36951 is the source of this 369-nucleotide messenger RNA. RefSeq lists its product as uncharacterized. Gene Ontology annotation, cellular component: mitochondrion. The annotation marks the transcript as partial. NCBI's taxonomy places the organism in Eukaryota, Fungi, Ascomycota, Dothideomycetes, Mycosphaerellales, Mycosphaerellaceae. The record is from RefSeq and is a predicted model, not a curated record. The transcript has a single exon. Gene Ontology annotation, molecular function: flavin-dependent sulfhydryl oxidase activity; flavin adenine dinucleotide binding.
GGACACGCAAUAGCACCAAAGCUAGGAAACGAGACUGUGAAAGCAGAGCUCGGGCGCGCGGCUUGGAAGCUGUUUCACACCACCAUGGCGAGGUUUCCGGACAAGCCAACGGAAGACGAGAGCUCCGCGUUGAAGAGUUACAUACACCUGUUCCAAAGACUAUAUCCGUGUGGGGAGUGUGCAGAGCACUUUGGAGAGCUGCUGAAGAAGUUCCCUCCUCAGGUCUCCUCACGGUCGGCAGCAGCGGCUUGGGCGUGUCAUGUGCACAACCAGGUGAACAAGAGGCUUAAGAAAGAGCUGUUUGAUUGCGCCAAUAUUGGCGACUUCUAUGACUGCGGAUGUGCGGAGGAUGAAGAUGAUAAGAAAGAG